AUGGCAGCUUCGCUUGCCGAAUAUGUUAAGGUGCGCAGUAAGAAGACUGGGACGAUUGAAGUUCGCCGCGCAAACGAGCUUUCCAGACAUUCCAAGACACCAGCCCGGGAACAUGUCCUCCACUAUAUCGGCGUCGAGCGUUUACAGGUAUGCCGAUGCACAACACCGAGCGAGCAUUUCGAGAAGACAAUUCAGGUAGCUGCAGAAUCAACGCAUCUCAAUGCUGGAUUGAUGAUGUACCUCACCCGUCAUGGCCUCGAAACAUGUAGCAUCACUGCAUUCCGAAAUUAUUCGGAGAACCGCGAGGCGAUGUGGCGUGAACAAGGUGUAAAUAUUGACACAUUUCACUACAUGAGUCAUUCCAAGAAUCAAGUCUGUCGCUGCUUGAGACCGAAUAAGCAUAAUGGGGGUGCGCCUCGUAAUCCCGAGAUUAUCGAGCAAUGCGCCGAAUUUUUCAUCUUGCACCAGGACAAAACUGUUUGUACGAGAAGCGAAUGGCGAGGUAUCGAGGGUGAUUCACCACCGGUGUACUUCCCUCCAGGGCUGUCACCUGUUUGUCCUACACCAGUCCAUUCACACAGUCUGCACAAGCCAUCAUACUCAUCUGAUCCUCAACAACCCGUUCUCAUCACGUACAACUCACAAACUACUCAGGAACUUCUGGACGACUGGACUGUGCGCAAAGUAACAACACCCGAGAUAGAGUUUCAGAGCACGGGGAACCCUCUCAUUCCCCUCUACACGCAAGAUUCUUCUAGUGGAAUAUUCCGCAAAUCUGAUAUUCCUGCAAAGGUAUGGGAGUCCGCUCGCCCGUCUGCUUGCGUUUCUCCACAUUGCUCCGAAUCAGUUGUAAGUACUCCAAUGGGCACUACGAUUUCGCAGCUUCCUAUUCUAUUGACUCCAGCAACUCGAUUCUACGAAUCUGGAUCUACCAAACAUGCGCAGCGUAAUUCGCUGACCACUUAUCGGUCAAAAUUCCAGUAUGAUGCUUCGAAUACGCUAUGCGCAAGACCUGUCCUUGUCGCAGAAAGCUCCAUCAGUCAGCCUAGUGAUCACACAGUCAAGUCCGAAUGUGAACACAUAAAGUGGGAAGGUAUGGGCUUAAGAGACGAUUCAGCUGGUUUGUGUAUAUCAUACUCUCAGGAUGAUAAGCUGGAGAGUCAUCUGCAAGAGUCUGGUCCCAUCUACCCUGACUCAAACCAGUGUGCCACCUCGAUAGCGGAACUGCCAGAUCAGAUCGCUGUUGUUAAGCUUGAUGCUGACUUUCAUCAUCACUAUCCGCCUUAUAGAUGCUUCAACACGCAUCUCGAAUUGCUAGGUGAGCAAUCAUCUCUCAAUGCCAGCUCGAAAUCUUCAAACAUGGCGCAUUCCACGAAAGAUUCUCCUCUGUUGUCGCCACUACCACAACAUGUUCAUAAUAUCCUUCGUCUGCCUAACCAAGAGGAGUUGCUACUACGCCACGCGGUUGUGUCCUCUGGGGCUGGUUUACCUCCAGCUGGUGACUGCACUGUAUGCGGAAAUAUGUAUGAGAACCACCAAAAGCGUAUCAUCGUGCCAUGCAAGUGCGAGCAUUCUAUCCAUGAAGACUGUCUCGUCGAAAGCUUUCGUAGCCGUGAUCAGCGAAUUGGUACAUGUCCAGUCUGUAGUCUUGGAAUUUGCGAGCGCACGCUUGCAGAUCGCAUUCAUACUGACCGCCUUGCUAUUUUCGGCUCGCAAUUUACUAGGCUGCGGAACCAAGUAGACAUCACAUUUCCACAACACAACGAGGUCGUUACAUGCAAUUCCGAAGAAGAAGUUGCCGCCGCACAGCUCCGCCUCAUUAAGGACUAUGUUGACGUUCACUCGGAGGAAAUUUUUCGAAUUUGGGAGCUCAAUCGCGCGGAGCCAGACUGGUUCAUGGGCAUCGUUCGACCUGUUGUCAAACUAUUUCAAGCCUGGGACGUUCCAAAUCGACAAAGCCGGUACUUCGUUGACAAAGAAUCUUUCCUGAAGUUACUUGCUUGGGCCGAACUUGUGCGCUUGAUGAGCAAUGGGCGCAGACCAUCGGCCAUGACCGAGGGUGAGGACGCCAUAUACCCACAGCUUUCUGAGCUACAUCGCAAGUUCGAGAUGGCUCUUACUAGAUACGACCAAGAGAAAAUCUUGUGGGGAGAGGAUGAAGGGCGUAUUCCGGACUGCGACCGUGUAGCACAAGACCUUGUAGAUCUUGCCAUGCGCAUCAAGUCCGCGUAG
Plenodomus lingam JN3 is the source of this 2232-nucleotide messenger RNA. RefSeq lists its product as uncharacterized. The record is from RefSeq and is a predicted model, not a curated record. Lineage: Eukaryota; Fungi; Ascomycota; Dothideomycetes; Pleosporales; Leptosphaeriaceae.